Messenger RNA from Candidozyma duobushaemuli, 1368 nucleotides. Its product is annotated as fructose-2,6-bisphosphatase. Gene Ontology annotation, cellular component: cytosol. Lineage: Eukaryota; Fungi; Ascomycota; Pichiomycetes; Serinales; Metschnikowiaceae. Gene Ontology annotation, biological process: fructose metabolic process; fructose 2,6-bisphosphate metabolic process. The transcript has a single exon. The record is from RefSeq and is a predicted model, not a curated record. Bases 1 to 1368 code for a protein of 455 amino acids. Gene Ontology annotation, molecular function: fructose-2,6-bisphosphate 2-phosphatase activity; ATP binding; 6-phosphofructo-2-kinase activity.
AUGCCAGUCUACUCGGUUUCACAUGUGGAGAAUGUCCGUAUUUGCGUCAUUAUGGUAGGCUUGCCCGCCCGAGGAAAGUCCUUGAUUGCUCAAAAGAUUGUCCGUUAUCUCCUGUGGCUCUCCAUCAAGAGCAAAUGCUUCAAUGUUGGUUCAUACCGUCGUCUCUUGACGCUGCGUGAAGAUACUACUUUCGACUUCUUUGACCCUGAAAACGAGGCUGGUCUCAAGGUCAGGCAAGAAGCGGUCAACCAUGCAGUGAAGGACAUGAUGAAGUGGUUCGCCGAGGAGAAUGGUGUUGUGGGUAUCCUCGAUGCCACCAACUCAACAAGAAACAGAAGAUCCCAGCUUCUUAAGUUGUGCAGAGAAAACUUGAUUGAGCCUAUCUUCUUGGAGCUGUGGUGUGAUGACAAGGAUUUGAUCUUGCAGAACAUUUCCGAUGUGAAAACCACGUCUCCCGAUUACGUCGACCUCGACUCGGAGUACGCAACAAACGACUUCUUGGGCCGUAUUAAGCAGUACGAAAAAUACUACGAAACCAUGGACCUGGCUGCCGACGCUGACUUGACUUUCAUCAAGCUUGUCAAUGUCACCUCCCAGAUUAUCGUCAACAGAAUCGAGAGCUACUUGGAGCUGAGAAUUGUAUACUAUGUGAUGAACUUGCAUAUCAAACCCAGAAGUAUCUGGCUAUCGAGACACGGUGAAUCCCAAUACAACUUGACGGGCCAGAUUGGAGGCGAUCUGGAUCUCUCUGAACGCGGUUGGAGAUACGCCAAAAAGCUUCCUGAACUUGUUCUCAAAUCGCUCGGCGAGGAGCACAAGCACACUAACCUUACGGUAUGGACCUCUACAUUGAAGAGAACACAACAAACGGCCUCUUUUUUGCCGUACCAAAAAAAGCUAGAGUGGAAAGCCUUGGAUGAGUUGGAUGCUGGUGAGUGUGAUGGUAUGACUUAUGAAGAGAUUGAAACAGAAUUCCCAGAUGAUUUCAAAGCCCGUGAUGACAACAAAUAUGAAUACCGUUACCGUGGCGGUGAAUCCUACAGAGACAUUGUGAUUCGCUUAGAGCCCAUCAUUAUGGAGUUGGAACGUCAAGAAAACAUCUUAAUUAUUACUCACCAAGCCGUGUUACGUUGUCUUUAUGCAUAUUUCAUGAAUGUGCCUCAGGAGGAGAGUCCAUGGAUGCUGAUACCUUUACAUACGCUCAUCAAGUUGGAGCCCCGUGCAUACCUGACGCUUGUGCUGCGAAUCAAGGCAGACAUCCCCGCUGUGAGCACAUACAAGGAGAAGGGAACCUCGCAGUUGGGCGAGGGGUCUGUCAACGAAGGAUCUGUGAAGAGCCGUGACUUGAUCUCUAACUCAGCUACGUAG